CAUAUGAAAAAAAAAGAAAGAGCAUUACAAACGUAAUGUAUCAAUCUUUAGCAGAUACUACGACCUUUUCCAGUUAUGAAUCAUGACCCAGUUUCAAAAAGAAUAAAUGAAGAAGUUUAGAUGGGACACACCACAAUGACAUUAUUUUAAUCCAAGUAUUGAAAAAGCCACCCUGUUUCGUUUAUUUCGAAAAGAAAAUAUCAGCAGCAUGCAUUCACCUGUCGGCGCUGUGGCCUCUUCUUCUUCUUCUUCUUCUUCUUCUUCUUCUUCUUCGUUUCACCUAAUCUUCUGUACUCUUCCAACCUGUUACGACAAAUCCCGGAGUUGGCGAGUAGUGCUACAGGGACCCGGAAACGGGGGAGAUCUGAGCUUUGUUUCUCCCCUCUCCUGAUUCCGUGUUCCUACACACAGAUGACAAACUGAUCUCCGAUCAUCUCAAAGAGAUGGGAUGAAGGACUGAAACAAAUUGCACAUCAGUGACAGCUUACUCAUCCCGAGUUAAGAUUAAUGGCUCCAAAAACAAGGACAAGUAUGACUCAGAGAUCUCAACACUUCUCUGCACUGCUAUCUUCAGCGAUCCUCGAAUGGGUUCUGAUGCUUCUGUUGCUGCUUGAGGGGCUACUGUCCUAUCUGGUGACGGCAUUCGCACGCCUUUGCAAGCUCCAGCCGCCAUGUCCAAUGUGCACGCGACUCGAUCAUGUCUUUGGCGAGACGCGUCCGGGCUAUUACCGUAGCCUGAUGUGCAAUUCUCACAAGGCAGAGGCAUCAUCCUGGGCCUUCUGCCACAUUCACCAAAAUCUUGUUGAUGUCCACAGCAUGUGUGAGGCUUGCGUUCUUUCGUUUGCCACCGAUAACAAGUCGAACCUUGAGACGUACCGGUCCUUGGCAGGGAAACUCGGUGCUGGGAUCGGCGGCACGGGUUGCGGGCAUGGCUUCAGUUUUAGUAGUGCGUCUGAAGCAAAACUCAUGGAAGAAGAUGCUUUGUGUUCGUGCUGCUCGAGGCCAUUGGGAGUCAGGUACUCCUGCCCUUUUGUGGUUCUUCAGAGAAAAGACAGCGGCGUUGGUGAGAUUUGUGGAGAUGUUUUGGCAGAUCGGCAUACUGAUGACGAUGAGAUCAAUCAUGUCAUGUAUAGCAAACUGAAGACAUCUGACUCUGAAUCAGAACCCCAACAGGGUAAUGUUAGAUGUUCGAUGGAGGAGGAUCGAGCUGUCGCUGCCGAUAAUUUGAAGGAAGACUUUACUUCCAGUCAUGCACAAACAAAGAUUAAAGAUGGCAAUGCAGAGGACGAAGUAGCCAGGCACUCCGAGCUGACACAAGUUCAGAAUGGUGUUUCAGACAGAAAACAUUCUGAAGAUUCAAGAGAGUUGUCCAACUUGAAACCAAACAUUCAGUCAAACGACCUCCCCAGAAAAGAUGAUGCUGAGCAAAUCAUCGAAGAGCCUCACACUGGAGAUAAACCAGAAGAUGAUGUUUGGCACAAUGCUCUUGGCUCCACCGAAGAGUUACCAGGAACUGACGAUGAUAAUUCAGCUGAAACCAAAGCCGCAUCAGUUGAACCGAUACCUGAAUUCUCUGACAGAACCACUCGGCAGGACUCAUUCAGAGUUCAUCAACAAGACCUGAAGCUGCUGCUCACACAAAUUUCCACAUCUUCCCGGGCACCCGAUUCCUCCACAGGCUUCGCCGACAGCCCUACCAUGCAUGAAUCACAACAUGAACAAGAAGCCAUACUGCGCAACAUCUCCAGAGCACUCUCCCUGGAGAGGAGCUCCUCAGGCGUCUCUGACGCCGGCGGCGGCGUGUUCUUCAAUGGAGCCGCCGAAGCAUAUUGCGGGGGCGAUGCGGUGGACAGGCUGAAGAGGCAGGUGGAGCUGGACCGCAAGUCCAUGGCGCUCCUGUGGGCGGAGCUGGAGGAGGAGCGGGGCGCGGCCGCGGUGGCGGCGAGCCAGGCGAUGGCGAUGAUCACGAGGCUGCAGGAGGAGAAGGCGGCGGCGCGGACGGAGGCGGCGCAGUGCCGGAGGGCCAUGGAGGAGCGGAGCGCGUACGACGACCGCGAGCGCGAGGGCGCCGCCGCCGUGCGGGGCCUCGAGGCCGAGGUGGAGGCGUGCUGGGCCAUGCUCAGGGAACUGGCGGCCAUCGACGAGAUCCGCGACCAGAUGCGGCUCCCGCGCCGCCGUUUCCGGAGAGAAGGCGCGCGCGAGCCCGGCGGGUCCGGAUCGGCCGGGGGUGGAGAUGGAUUCGCCGGAUUUGGGGACGAGAGCGCGUGUAUCUCGGAGCAGCUUAGGGGGAUCACGAGCGAGCUCUUCCGGUUGUCGAACGACAGCCGGUUCGUCGGAGCGCCGGGCUUCGCUGCCGAAGAAGAAGAGGAGGGCGAUGAUGGCGAGGAGGAGGAGGCAGAAACUUGGGCUCCCGGGAGGCGUGUGAGGAACGGCAACAGCUUCACGAAAUGGCAGCGGCUUCAGUCCACGGGCAACAAUGGCUCGAUGCAAGUCGAGGUCGGCAUGGCUGAACUGCAGAAGGAGAUCUCCGAGCUCGGCUGGAGGCUGCGGGCGCUGGAAGCGGACCGCAGCUCCUUCCAUACGACAUAGCUCGCAGCUUCAGGGAGCUCCGGGAGAAGAACGGAACCUAGAUGCUCCAUCCGGCAAAGGACGCCGUGACUGUUGAAUUGUUGAUGCGACUCCUGCAAGCUCCGUGAGUUUCAUGGGAGAGGGAUCCCCUGACUUUAACUUUACAGCCACCGAUAUGUGAACCCGGCCCCACCCAGGGUUGACGAUGAGCUAAUUCUUCGAUUAAUCUGCUGAAAGUUCACAUUUGAACUUGCCAUACUCCGUAUUAGAUUUUUAGUACGGAAUAUGAUUUUGGGAUUGAUUAGUUAUAGUGAUUCUGAGGGUUUUUGUAUGGUGACGAGGCAAGUUGAAGCUGUGCCAAGCAUGGGUGCGAAAUGGUUUGCUGGGAUGUCGUGGUGGGCUUCCAAGGGCGCAGAGAUUUUUUUCCCCCUCUUCUUCUGUAGUUCUGUGUGUCGAUGUUUCGUUGUGCAAUCACUACAUUUUAAUGCAGAACUAGUACCAAUCCUUUGUACCAACUACUUCACCCGAAAUCAUAUGUAUCACACGACAAA
Messenger RNA from Brachypodium distachyon (stiff brome), 3119 nucleotides. Its product is annotated as myosin-binding protein 1. The transcript has 4 exons. The coding region runs from base 508 to 2589 and encodes 693 amino acids. The record is from RefSeq and is a predicted model, not a curated record. Gene Ontology annotation, molecular function: myosin binding. Lineage: Eukaryota; Viridiplantae; Streptophyta; Magnoliopsida; Poales; Poaceae.